This is a messenger RNA of Jaminaea rosea, 1452 nucleotides long. RefSeq lists its product as hypothetical. Gene Ontology annotation, biological process: regulation of DNA-templated transcription. The record is from RefSeq and is a predicted model, not a curated record. Gene Ontology annotation, cellular component: nucleus. The transcript is spliced from 2 exons. Bases 1 to 1452 code for a protein of 483 amino acids. NCBI's taxonomy places the organism in Eukaryota, Fungi, Basidiomycota, Exobasidiomycetes, Microstromatales.
AUGGAGGACCCGGCUGAGAUCGCCGCCGUGUGUCAGGAGUACGUGGCCUCGCUCGACAAUGUGUCCCACGAGGUCACCCACAUCUUGAAGGAGAUUCAGCACAAGGAUGCCAAAGUUCAGGACCUCCUACCCAAAAUCGCAGCAAGGGAAGGCCAGCUGCGCGAGCUCCUCAACAAGGGCAGUCCGGGCGCACCAGCUUCUGCUGGGGGUACAGCCGCUGGUACAUCAGCACCCAACAACGCCAACGGCGGCGGCCCUUCUUUGCCAUCAGCCCCAAAUGGCGCUACCUCCCCUACAUCACCAACACAGCCCGGCAGUUCAGGGCCUAAUGUCUUCACGGACGCAGACAAGCAGCGCGCAGACCGUCUUCUAGACCGCAUCAAGCACGAGUAUCGUCGAGUUGACGACUUCUCGUCGCAAAAGGAAGCACUAGCACAACGCCUGUGGCGCAUCAUUCACGCGCAUACCGCAAGGCUGCAGGAUACCUUCGAUAAAGUCAGCGAGCCCGUCAUGAAUGUCGCGAGGAGCAACGUAGCGCAGGCUACGGGCUUGAAUCCAUUGAGCUCGACGAUCAGCUCUGCAACGCAGGGAAGCGCUAUUCUCGGGGCUAUCGCAGCUGCGUUUGGUGCAGGUGGGCCCGGGGCCGUAGGGGUUGGAGCGAUUGGCGGAUCAGGAGGCGGUGUAGGAGCGAGACUUGAUGAGCCAGCCGGCAUGAAGCGCAAGGGCGGACUAGGUGGUAUGGCAUCGCCUGCGGCCGCAAGUGGCUCUUCUUCGCGACUGGUUGGCACACCAGCACGAGGACGUGGUGGUGCAUCGUUGGAGCGCACUACGCCAGGCGCGGCAGGUUCCCCUGGUGCGGACUCACCCUCACGCGGCUAUGGCUCCUCGCAAGCCACGUAUGGAUCAGGAGGCAGCGCUGGUCGACCGCGCAAGUCCGGUUUGGGAGGCAACAAGGCUCGCGGCGGUAGUGUCGUAGGCAACUCUGCCCUCUCCAACGUCUUUUCCGCCUUCGAUGAGGGAGCCGGCGGGGAUGACGACUCCAGCCUCGCUCGUCGCGGCGGUUCCGCAGGAGCUUUCGACGAUGGCGUCGGCGGUACUCUUGGAGACAUGGGCGGCGCAGCAGGCGAUGAAGACCGCGACGAGACGCUGUACUGCUUCUGCCAGAAGAUCUCCUACGGCGAGAUGAUUGGUUGCGACAGCGAAAACUGCCGCUACGAGUGGUUCCACCUCGAUUGCGUGGGAGUCCACCCACCUUUGCCGGAGCAGUGGAUCUGCUCGGACUGCUUGGCCAGGCAGGCGGAAGAGGAAGAGACCAAGAAGAAGGCGAGCAAGGACAAGGCUGUCAAGAAGGAGAAGAAGGAGAGGGACGGGAGUGCCGAUCCUGGAGCCUCGAGGGGAAAGAAGGAGGGAAGCAAUGGGCCAGGCGCGAAUAAGAGGAGAAAGAAGAACUGA